Molecule: messenger RNA, 2444 nt
Organism: Carassius carassius (crucian carp)
Lineage: Eukaryota; Metazoa; Chordata; Actinopteri; Cypriniformes; Cyprinidae
Gene: lmln
Product: leishmanolysin-like (metallopeptidase M8 family)
Exons: 17
Coding region: 149-2149 (666 amino acids)
Biological process (GO): proteolysis; cell adhesion
Cellular component (GO): cytoplasm; membrane
Molecular function (GO): metalloendopeptidase activity
Source: RefSeq, a predicted model, not a curated record
UUCACGCUGCUCUGGGUUUAUGGGUGAAGCCGGUUUAAUGAACAGCUGAUUUGAAUUCUUCACGGAACAUUUUUCAAUGUUAUGCGGUAUUGAAGUGCUUUUUGCAGCAUGACAGGACGGAGAUAUGAAUGUUAAAGUCACGGAGUGAAUGAUGGCGUCAGGAUGGCGGCAGCCUCGAUCAGUUAGAGCUGCUUUACUCUUUAACACCACCCUCAUCAUCCUCAUCAUCUUCAUCAGCACCGGCGCAAAGACGCACACCUGUGACCAUAAAGUGCCCCUGCCAACAGAGGUCAUACAUAAAGUGUUUUUGAAGCCAGAUAGAUUGACCAAAAGAAGCACUGACCAGCUGUUAAAGAUCCAAAUAGAGUAUGACUCCAGCUUGGAUGGGUUAGAUGAAGCCAAAAGCAGCCUUGUGAAGGAUGAGCUCCUCCCACAGGCUAUUGAUUAUCUUCAGAAAGCCUUCAGGGUUCGUAGACAGUCAGGUCCAAUAUUACUGAGCAGACAAUGUGCAACCAAUCAGUACCUUAGGAAAAGAGAUGAUCCACAUCGCUACUGUCAGGGACCGUGUGCAGACAUCACCAAGUGUGGCCCAGUCGUUGUCCCUGAACAACAUUUGCAGCAAUGCAGGGUUUGCAGUGAGUUUGGCAAGUCCUGUGGCCCCGCUGGUCCUCCUGAUGGUGAGGGGGUGGUGAGGGCUGAUUUUGUGUUGUACGUGAGUGCGAUGACCACAGAGCGUUGUGGACAAGAAAACAUCGUAGCCUAUGCAGCGUACUGCCAGCUGGAGUCUGAACUGGACAGGCCCAUCGCUGGAUAUGCCAAUCUGUGUCCCAAUAUGAUCUCUACUCAAGCUCAGGAGUUUGAAGGGAUGCUGUCCACAGUCAAACAUGAGAUCAUACAUGCCCUGGGUUUUUCUGCAGGACUCUUUGCGUUUUACCAUGAUGAUGAUGGGAAACCUUUGACACCACGUUCUGCAAGUGGUCUACCUGCAUACAAUGAAAGUUUAGGGUUAUAUCAAUGGAGUGAUAAAGUCAUCAGAAGAGCUACUCGGCUGUGGGACAUCCGUGGAGGCCACAUGGUCAGACACACGGUCCAUCUUCUGGCCACCCCACGUGUGGUUGAGGAAGCCAGGAGACAUUUUAAUUGCCCCAUUCUAGAGGGCAUGGAACUGGAGAACCAGGGGGGUGCUGGCACCGAGUUCAACCACUGGGAAAAACGUCUGUUAGAGAAUGAGGCAAUGACUGGAUCUCAUACACAGAACAGAGUGUUUUCCAGAAUUACUUUGGCCAUAAUGGAGGAUACUGGGUGGUACAGAGCCAAUUAUAGUAUGGCAGAGAACUUGGAGUGGGGAAGAGGUUUGGGUUGCGACUUUGUGAUGAAAAGCUGUAAAUUCUGGAUAGACCAACAUCGCCAUACGAGGCCAACCCUGAGCCCGUACUGUGAUUCUGUGAGGAGCGCACCUCUGCAGCUCACCUGCAGGCAGGACCAGCUGGCAGUGGCCGUGUGCAACCUGCAGAAGUUUCCUCAUGCGCUUCCUGCAGAGUAUCAGUACUUUGACCUUAUCCCUGGUGUCCCUGAGGAAGAUUUGCCAGCAUACGGAGGGGCUGUAGAGAUCGCAGACUACUGUCCUUUUAGCCAGGAGUUUAGUUGGCAUGUAGGUGGGGAAUACCAGCGCAGCUCUUACUGCAGGAUACAGGAGAACCAGCCAGCCACAUGGAGAAACUAUGGGGUGGAACAGUAUGGCCCGGGGUCAGUGUGUCUGUACCAGAAGUCACCAUUUGUAAUGGAGCAGUGCACCAAAAGAAUGACCUACCCAGACUGGGGCAGUGGUUGCUAUAAGGUGUCUUGCACAGCCCAAGGGUUGUUGGUCUGGGUGCAGAAUGAGUCCUAUCCAUGUGUUCGUACUGGUCAGGUGAUCAACGUGAGCAUACGAAUGAAUGGAUGGGUCUACAGUGGACAGCUCAUCUGCCCAACCUGCUCUGACUUCUGCAGUGUCUGCCCCCUCCCUCAUGAGAUCCCCCCUCAAAACACCACCAAGAGUGCCCACUUAGAUCCUUGUUCCAGGUCUUCUUGUUUGGUGGUGAACUUAUGGCAGCUCUUGUUAACUCUUACUCCACUGCUGAUCGGCUUCCUCCUUUGUGGCCGGGACUGAAUUUGUUCAUGGUUUAUUGGGUGAAAAAGUAGUCUACACUUCCAUAGUGUGGUCUGUGAUCUGAUAACUGUUCUCUCUUUGUGGCAGUAUGGCCUGUAGGUGGGAUUGAAAAGCCAUUGAUUGCACUCCUCCUUGCCUGGCUGUCAGGUGCCAGCGAGCUGUUGAUCCAAUGUGAAGCCAUAGUCAUGCAAGUUAAGGUUAUGUAGGUGCUAAUUAAUGUUCUCUUUGUCUCUCUGAUGGACCUGUAGCAUUUUGGGUCAUGAAAUAGGCAUCUGGUUGAGUGAUGAGAGAUAAU